UAGUGCACAUCGCAUUCAAAACCAUUGAGCAAUAAGGAGGCCGUUAAAAAAAGUCAGUCUUUAAGUUCAGACUAUUUAGUGAAUGUUUGUGAUAGUAACCCAUAAUUAUAGAGCUGUUGAGGAUUAUUACAGAAGAUUUCCUGUGUGCUUUGAAACAAGGCUUGAAUCACUCAAACGUGUCUAAUGGCCUAUAAUCACACUUAAACGUCAUCAAAUUUGUUUUAUUUUGUUGGAGAAAAUAAUUCAUAACUGUGAAUUUGGCUAUAAUCACAUUUUAAUUGAGGUAUCACACGUAACCAUCAUGUAGAUUCAAACUGCUGUUUCUGAUGUCAAGACCUUAUAGUUCCAGCCAUGUUUGAAAAUCUGAUUACAGUAGUUUUACAACUUUUUUGCUCAUUUCUAGUUGUUACGGGUUUAUUCCAGUCAUACAAUGUCAAUCAGGAUAAUGGACCUCUCGGAAAAAUUACAAUUGAUAAAAAAUCAGGAUAUUUAUAUGUUGGCGGAAACAAUAUUCUUCUUCAACUUGAUAGUAAUUUAUCCAUCAUUAGUGAAGUGACUGUCGGACCAAUUUUGGACAAUUCAAAGUGUUACCCACUGCCUGUGCCAUGUACCUAUCAAAGAGAUUUAACUGAUAAUAAAAUACAUGUUCUGGCUAUCAAUGAACCAAAUAAUUACAUUUUAGCUUGUGGUACAGCAAACCAUGGCUUAUGUACGGCAUACUCAUUAAGUGAUAUUGGGGCAAUGAACAAAACAUUGAAUCCAAUGAAAGCAACCAAUAAUAUUGUAGGCAGUGUUAGUGGUAGUUCUUACUCAAAUUCUUAUGCCUUUUUUGGGUCAACUCAUAGUGUGUUGCAAAAAGAAAAUCCUGACAAUCAAUUACUCUAUGUUGCCAUGGGGACUGCCAAUCAGUCCUUACAGUUUACACCAGCAAUGAUUUCAAGUCGAGAGAUAAACUCUUCCUCGAACACAUGGAAUAUAGAUUAUUUUCUAAAUUCUCUUACAUCCUCUUCAUUUAUGAAUGUUAAACCAUCACUUCAGUAUAAUUUUCGUUCUUACUAUAUCUAUGGAUUUGAAAAUAGUGGCUACACAUAUUUCAUCUCAGUUCAGAUGAAUGAUCCAACAGCAUUUGAAGCUGAGAACAAUAGAUUUGUAACAAAAAUUAUAAGAAUUUGCCAAGAUGAUGAAAAAUAUUCUUCCUAUACAGAACUCCCAAUUGAGUGUACCCAUGGAGACAAAAAAUAUCAAAUAGCAACCAGUGCAAAACUUUCAGAUUAUGGAUAUUUGCCAUUUGAAAAGUUUUUAUACAUUACUUUUGGAAAACAAGAUGAACUUAAUCCUUCUCCUGAUAGGAGCCAAGGGUCAGUUAUGUGUACUUUUGAGUUUAACAAAAUUACAGAGCUAUUUGAAAAGUUACUACAAGACUGUUUUACCAGUGGAAUUGGGAAUGAGGUUGCUUGGUUUGUUGGUAAAAGUCUGACAGAGGCAAGAGCAUGUGCAAGAGAUACUGGACAAGAUCUGAAAAACUUUUGUGGAGGAAAAAAGAAUUUGUUUGGUAUUCAGGAAAGUACCAAUUUAGACCAAAGACGCCAACAAACGCUGACAUCUUCAGCUAUUUACCAUGAGGCAAAGUCUAUCUUGUCUUCUGUAAAUGUAAUACACCAGAAUAAAGAGAAUGUAGCAGUACUAGGUACAGAUGAAGGUUAUCUCAUGAAGGUUUUAGUGAAGAAACCAGCAGCAAGCCUUCCAUCUCCAUACAUGACAUACGAUAUAACAAAGGACAGAAAAGUUAAGAUUGAGCCUGGGGCACAGACUGAUUCUUCUGGGACCAGUGUUUAUUUAUUGUCAAAUACUCAGGUGAUAAAGUUUCCAUUAGAUGCAUGUGAAGUACAUACAACCUGUGAACAGUGUGUUGGUGUUGACCCUCUAGGUUGUGGUUGGUGUGGAAAUAAAUGUACUUCACAAAAAACUUGUAGCUCUGGAUGGUCAGGACAGAGUUGUCCUCCCAUUAUAACUAUGAUUUCCCCCAUGUCUGGACCUACUAAUGGUGGAACUCUGCUGACUUUGGAAGGACAAAAUUUUGGUACAAUGUCUCCUGAUUUUAGGGAAAUAACUAUUGGAAAAAAUAACUGUUUUACAACAACAUUUAUAACAUCAACAAAAAUUACAUGUGUUACUGAGAAGAUGACUGUUGAAGGUGAAGGACAGAUCAAGGUUAUAGUGAAUGAUAGCAACAACACACCUUAUCAGAUAAAUGGAGAAUACACAUCCCCUGAUUUUAUAUUCUCUUAUAAGUCUCCAAAAGUCCUUGAUUUUACACCAAAGUAUGGGCCAUUAUCUGGAGGGACCAAGUUAGUGAUAUCUGGAAAGAAUCUGAAUGUUGGAGCAAAACAUUCUGUUCUGGUGGCAGGACAAAAAUGUGUCAUUGAACCUAGUGGAGGAAUACAGGAUACCAGUUUAACAUGUCUGACUCCUAAGUUACUGUACAGCAAACGUAAGAGGAAGAGAGAUACCAGUCCAAGUCCAGUGUAUGAUGUGUCAAUUAGAUUGGACAUAGAUGGAUUUACAUACCAGUUUAAUGAAAGUUAUCAGUUCAUGGAAGACUCAACAGUCACAUCUAUUGGACCACAUAAAUCUAUACAGGCUGGAGGAACAACUGUGACAGUUACUGGUACUAAUCUUCACAUUAUAUCAGAACCAAUGAUCAUAGCUUCACUAGUAUAUAAUAAUAACAAUAAACAAACUGUACCAGUGGCAUGUUACAACUCUUCUCAAGAUGGGACAACUUUGUUAUGUCCUGCACCAAGUAUUACAGCUGCCAUGGAUAACAAUGCUCUGCCUUGUUGUGGAUACAAAUCUGUCUAUUUAAGUUUCAUUAUGGAUGGCAUCCAGUCUGUCAAACAACUACCUCAGUCCAUGUCAUACAUGCAUUACUUCCUUAAUCCUGUGUUUCUUCCCUUUGCUGAAGAUGAACAUAUCAGAUACUUUUUGAUUACAGAGGAGAGGCUUGAAAUUAAGGGUGAACACUUACAUUAUGGUGUGACAACAAAAGAUGUGACUGUAACCAUUGGUAACAGUAUAUGUGAAGUGACUGUUAUGAGGGCAACUGUGUUGUAUUGUACACCCAAAGAUAAACCAUCAUCAGUUGGUGAUGAUGAUCCCAAGAGAACAGUAAAGGUGAAAGUUGGAUAUAUGACUUACGACAUUGGACAGUUAGUUUACACACAGGAAAUAGCCUCAGCCAUGUCACCAGGAAUCAUCGCCAUGGCUGUCAUUUUAGCGUUAGUCGUUCUCUGCAUUAUAGUACUUGUGUAUAUAAUGAAACGCCAAGAAAUUGGACCUUUUAAAAGAUCUCCAGAUAAACAUGGCGCUCAAUAUGCUGCAGGACGUGAAGUGGCGUUUACUGGACUAGACUCUGCAGGGCAAAGAGUGUUUGAUAUGGAAAAUGCACAAAAUGAAUCCACUAAGAUAAAAGUAUCGGAAAAAAUAUCUGAAGUUAAAAUUAUAGUAACUGAUACAGACAGUUUGUCUGAAAAGAAAGCUUAUGCUGAACAGAGAAUGUCAGGGGAACUCCCUUAUGGAGCUGAGAGUAGAUCUCCUAUUCUGUUGGAUGAUGACACACUGUUGGUAUUGAAGGAUAAAAAUCUUCUCAUAGAGAGAGAAUGGUUGACACUUGGAGAAAUCAUUGGGAAAGGACAUUUUGGUUGUGUAUAUAGAGGCUACUUGGAAGUGCCUAAUGUCAAAGGGUCACAGCUUGUAGCAGUGAAAACACUUCAUCAGGAUGACCCAAGACAGUUAGAUGUAGACAGUUUUAUUGAGGAGGCAUUAAGAAUGAAAGAUUUCCACAAUCCCAAUGUGCUGACUUUAACAGGGAUAUGUUUUGGCAUGGAUGACAUGCCUCUGGUUAUUUUACCAUUCAUGACACAUGGAGAUUUGUUAUCAUACAUCAGAAAAGAAGAAAAUAAUCCAACUAUUAAAGAUCUGAUCCUGUUUGGAAUAGAUAUAGCUAGAGGUAUGGAGUACCUCUCUGGGUGUAAGUUUGUACACAGAGAUCUGGCUGCUAGAAAUUGUAUGCUGGAUGAAAAUUUCCGUGCUGUGGUAGGAGAUUUUGGUUUGUCUCGUGAUAUCUAUGCUAAGGAUUACUAUGCUAGUGAGAACAAGAAAACUAAAUUGCCAGUCAAAUGGAUGGCUCCAGAAUGUUUGGAGAAAGGACAUUAUAGUGUUCAGUCUGAUGUGUGGUCUUUUGGUGUUGUACUGUGGGAAUUAAUGACAAGGGGAGUUAACCCAUACCCAGAGGUAGAUAACUGGGAUGUUCUACGAUAUAUAAAGAAGGGUAGACGAAUGCCACAACCACCGUUUUGUCCUGAUAUUUUAUAUAAAAUGAUGUCAAAGUGUUGGUCAUUUAACCCCAAUGAUCGUCCCAAAUUUUCAGAACUUGUCCAUGAAAUAAAUGAAAUGAUUAAUGUAUUGGAACAACAAAUGAAGCAGGGACAGCAUACAACAGACAUUCAAAGUACAUAUGUAAACACUGACACUUGUACAGACUAUCAUUACCAUGACAACAAACAUCCAGUAGAAGAAACAGAGGCUAUUACGGAAGCGGAGAAUUUAUGUUAAUUUGAUUGGUGCAAAUUUUUACUUAUGUCUACAGCAAAACAUUUUCCCCUCUACACAGUACAUGUUGAUCUCAGAAUUACUUUUAGAAAUAUAGUAUCUUAGUUUGGUACUUUGAAUCUUCAAAAUGUGUUCAAUAUACUUAUAGAAUUGUUAGCUCAGAAUAUAUGAGGGUUGUAAUUGGAGUACCUUCAUGAUUGGUAACGGUAAAAAAUCUUGCCAAAUGACAUUAAUGGUAAUUUUUGGUGCAUGACCAUAAAAAUAAUGGAAAUAAUAAGAAUUUAAGACCUCUGACGAAACAUGAUAAAGAUAGUUUGAUGAUUCACAGUAGCUUUUUAACCAAUUUGACACUAACCUGAAAUGACUGUUUGAUACCUGAUAGUUAAGGGCAUUCCUACCCUCAUAUAUUUGCACGAUGAAAAUAGUAAAUAAUAUGCAAAAUGUAUUAAGAAUACAAAUUAUGAAACCGAUAAUUAUAUUACUGAACUUUAGUUAAUUUAUAAAAUUAUUGAAAUAUGAUUGACUUUUAAAGAACUGCCAAUGAAGGUUGUUGAAUUUAGGGCAUCUGCAUAUACGUAUGCAAUAUUAUAUUUUUUGAAAGUCAACUAUUUUUUUUCUUUUCCACCUGUUGCCUUUAUUGGUAUAUUAUAAGUUUACUUUACAUAAGAGAUUUUUAUUGAUAUAUGUGCAUGUAGAUUGACUUACUCAUUAUAUUUACAAAAUGUAUAAAGCUUAAAAAGGAAAGUAGAUAGCAAUUUUUUUUCAAAUUGGACUGCUGGUAAGCUUUAGGUAAAAGUCAUUUUUUAUUCAGGAAUUAUCUUUAUUUAUUAUUUUAAAGUAUCUUACUUUUUCUCCAUUCACGACAUUAAAAAAAAUAUUUUAAAAUGCAGGUGAAAUUGUUAACUCUUCCAAGUCAAAAUAUUGCAUGACAUUGUAUAGUUUUAGCUUGUAACGAUUUUUAAGUCAAAUAAUCAGGUUUCAUAAAUUAACAUUGUGAUUACAAUUUUAUUUGAAUUGACUACAAUGACCAUUGAGGCCAGUGUUAAUUUUUUUGGCAGCAAUGGUUUGUGGAGCAGGCUUGGAUUUCUUGAAAAAAAUCUUUAUGUGAUCUAAACAUUUUUCUUUUUUUAACAAAAACAUUAAAGAUUAACAAAUUAGUUCAUUUGAUUCAAGAAAUUCAAGCCUUGUACAAUAUUUGUAUGUGGGUCUGGAUUGGGUCCACCCAUCAGAGAAUAAUUGGGGGACGAAAAUAAAGAAGGGGGAAUAAGAAACCAAAAAAAAAAAAGAAGGGGAAAAAAAACCGACCUAAAAGGUCAAAGAAUAUAAAAAUGGAAGAUCACCAAUUCAGAUUCCUCUAAUGCCAUGACAUAGAACUUUGCUUUACUAAAUGCUUUAAUUUUACAUUCCAUUAGAUUGAUGCUCUUCAUUCUAGCUCAGAAUCAUUCCAUUUCUUUUUUUAAUCAAUUUGGAUAAGUUUUGUUAUAUAAUUUACUAUUUUUAAAAGUUGUAAAAUUUUAUAGUUCUCAAAUUAAGUUGGUUGUGAAAUUUCAUAGAGAUGAAAAUGUUUAUGUUUUAUUAUUCAUUGAACACAUUCACAAACUGAUCAUAUUAACACUGAUUUAAACAUCAUCAAAAUUGUGUCCAUCAAAUGAAAUUUUAAAACCUUUUUGAUAUUUAUUUUAAUUGUUAAAUGGACUAAACCCACUGCAAAAAUAUAUUAACUUUUAAAGAAAAUAUUUGAAGUGAAUGUAAAUAAAUUUUAUCAGGAUUUAACGGCAGUAGAUAGUCCCAGAACUAUAGUAAAUUUACUAAAGUUUUUAUGUUUUAUUUGUAUGAUUAAGUUAUGGUAAUAGUGCAAUUUUAAUAUUAUAUUUUUAUGUUAUCAAGUUUUAAGAAUUUAAUCUGAGUCAUUUAUUGUUGUACACUAGAUUUUUCUUAUAUUAUGUAUGCUUAUUUUUCAAAUUAUUGUUCAUUUUAAUUAAUUAAUUUUUGUUGUUUAUCUUUGCUCCAUGAUGCUUUUAAUUACUGAACAUGUGAAUUUAAUCUUUGAUCAAUUCAUUUAACUCUAGUAAUUGUUUUUAACUCCACAUAUUCUAGCUUUCCAAUGGUGAGCUAUUUUUAAAGGCUUAAUAUUGAUUAUAGCCCUUUUUAAACUUUGCUCUGCUGCUAGACUAAAAAUUUUAUUGAUAGAAGCAUAUUACUAUACUUAAUAUAGAUAUAUUUGAUAGAAGAUUUUUACCUAUAUAAGGAUGUGCCUUUACAAAUAUAACAUUCCAAAAAUUCUUAUUUAAUGAAUUUUAAUUAUUUUCUGUGAAGUAUUUUUACAUAUAUGAAAAAAUGAAUUGUGCAUUGAUUCUUUUUUCUGAAUUUUCAAGAGUUUUUUCUUUUAAUUAUUUACAAAAAAAAUAAUGAUAGAAUGUAUAUAAAUUGAGUUAUGAACUCUUGAGGAGCUUUAUGAAUAAACAAAUUCUACAAGGAAAAACCAAAUUUUUUGUAAAGUCAACUUCAACUGAGGUAGUCUGAAUUUUAGAUUCUUGAUAAUGUAUUUCAUGAUUUACCAACAACAAAAUUAGAAGGUAUAUAUCAUUCAAGAUUGGAGCUAAAUAAAACCAGCAACAAUGGGAAGAACACAAUGAAUGACUAUUGUGUUUGAAAAUUACCAAAGAAAGUUUUGUGCAAUCAUAAUGAAGUAUACAUUUAUGAUUUGAAGAAAAUGUGUACACAAAUAUAUUUAGUUUUGUAAAUUGUGAAAUGUCACCUCCAAACUCUGAAAUUUCAAAGAAAGUAUAUUGAAAUACCAAAAUUGCUUGGCUUUUCUUCUGACUAUUCAUGAAACAUUUAUACAAUUUAUAAAGAUCACAACUUGGUCAUGCUAUGGGAAAUAGGAACAAGAUGCAUGGUAUAGCAAGACAGAUUUUAAUUUUGUGUACUUAUAUAUGAAUUUUUAUAAAAAGAAUUAUAUAAAUAUACAUACUACAAACUUAUUGUAUGUGCCAUUUGUUAUACUAUUAUCAAAGUUUAUUAUUAACAUUCUUGUUUUAGUUCAUGAUUUAUAUUCACAAUUGAUUAAAUGUAAUGAUUUUGUAUAAAAAUAUAUUAUAA
Messenger RNA from Mytilus trossulus (common blue mussel), 7713 nucleotides. Its product is annotated as hepatocyte growth factor receptor-like. Gene Ontology annotation, cellular component: semaphorin receptor complex; plasma membrane. The record is from RefSeq and is a predicted model, not a curated record. Gene Ontology annotation, biological process: regulation of cell migration; semaphorin-plexin signaling pathway involved in axon guidance; protein phosphorylation. The transcript has 21 exons. Gene Ontology annotation, molecular function: semaphorin receptor activity; ATP binding; protein binding. The coding region runs from base 352 to 4614 and encodes 1420 amino acids. Lineage: Eukaryota; Metazoa; Mollusca; Bivalvia; Mytilida; Mytilidae.